UUGGCAUCCAAACAACCUGAACUCGAAUCCCCUCUCUCCGCCUGCCUGAGCUCCUCCACCGGCUCUCCUGGAACUCGAAGCCCAAUCCCUGCGGACCCGUGUCGCCUCUUUGAAAUGGCCUCGCUCUCUCGUUCUCUGUGAAGGAAGAGGAGUGAGACGAGACGUAGACGGUUUUAAUUAUAGUGGUUCUUGAAGCUACGAUGGCCGAGCCAUCGCCUCAGAAAGCCCUGUCAGUAUACCUCUACAUCCCCAACAUUAUAGGCUAUAUAAGAAUCAUAAUGAAUUGUGUUGCAUUUGCUCUUUGCUAUUCCAACAAAACACUCUUUGCUGUACUAUACUUCUUCAGCUUUUUCUGUGAUGGAUUGGAUGGUUGGUUUGCAAGAAAGUUCAAUCAAGUGUCAACCUUUGGAGCUGUUUUGGACAUGGUAACAGACAGGGUAAGCACUGCUUGUUUGUUGGCGAUUCUCUCACAGUUAUACAGGCCAGGCUUGAUUUUCUUGUCAUUGCUUGGAUUGGACAUUGCAAGCCACUGGUUGCAAAUGUAUAGUUCUUUCUUAUCAGGCAAGACUAGUCACAAGGAUGUAAAGGACAAGAGUAAUUGGCUUUUGAAGGCAUACUAUGGGCAGCGGUUAUUCAUGGCUUUUUGUUGUGUGGGAUCUGAGGUUCUGUACAUCAUCCUCUUCCUUAUUGCUGAUAACCAAUCUGAAAGUGUGCUCGAUGCUUGUCUGAAUGCCUUGAAACAGAGUUCACUUCUUUCAUUGACAUUAUUUGUAACUCUAAUUGGAUGGGCAAUUAAGCAAGUGGUUAACAUUAUACAGAUGAAGACAGCUGCAGAUUCUUGCGUGCUUUAUGAUAUGAAAAGAAGCAAGUGACCGUGUACCUCCACGAAUGACUACUGAUUGCCACCUGCUCACGGCUACAUUUUUAAGCCUUCGUGAUUGCUUGCAUAUGCUUGUAUUCUCAUGUUGAAAGAAAACUUUUACCUAAUGGUUUUAAAAGAACUGCAUAUCUUCUGCCUCUAUGGUCAGCCCAAUGACUGAAGGGAACCAAUGUGAUGUUUUAGUUCGCAACAUGUUACUGUGAUAGAGUUACUUCAACAAGUAAUAAUUUGCUGAAAUACAGCACAUGUACUAAGUAGCAUAAGAAUAUACUUUGGGUAUCACCUGGAUGUGAGCUUGAAUUUGUUUUGUUUCA
Molecule: messenger RNA, 1194 nt
Organism: Phoenix dactylifera (date palm)
Lineage: Eukaryota; Viridiplantae; Streptophyta; Magnoliopsida; Arecales; Arecaceae
Product: putative CDP-diacylglycerol--inositol 3-phosphatidyltransferase 2
Biological process (GO): phosphatidylinositol biosynthetic process
Cellular component (GO): Golgi apparatus; membrane
Molecular function (GO): CDP-diacylglycerol-inositol 3-phosphatidyltransferase activity
Source: RefSeq, a predicted model, not a curated record